Messenger RNA from Scaptodrosophila lebanonensis, 1758 nucleotides. Its product is annotated as zinc finger protein sens. The record is from RefSeq and is a predicted model, not a curated record. Gene Ontology annotation, biological process: regulation of transcription by RNA polymerase II. Gene Ontology annotation, molecular function: RNA polymerase II cis-regulatory region sequence-specific DNA binding; DNA-binding transcription factor activity, RNA polymerase II-specific. The transcript is spliced from 4 exons. NCBI's taxonomy places the organism in Eukaryota, Metazoa, Arthropoda, Insecta, Diptera, Drosophilidae. Bases 1 to 1758 code for a protein of 585 amino acids.
AUGAAUCACUUAUCGCCACCACCGUCGCCGCACUCCCAGCCCAGCCAGCUGGCGGCCUACAGCAGUCCAGCGCUGGACAAGCAAUGGAUGCAACGCGCCUCGGCCUUCAAUACAGUGAUAGCCUCGGCGGCGGCACAAAAGCUCAACACGAGAGAUUUACCCUUCCUGUACAACCCACUGCUCUACUCCAGUGCCCUGCUAUGGCCGCAGUUUUUGCUCAGCUCCGCCACAGCUCUGGGCACGCCCAUGACACCCACAACGCCCAAAUCUCCCGCCUCGGUGCUCAAUCAGCGCGACUACGCCUUGACCCCCGAGAAGGAGGAACUGCAUCAGCACAGUGCCAGCAGCAGUGGCGAUCUGCUGUUGCAGCAGGACGAGGAUAUGCCCCUGAAUCUGAGCACAAAGCCCCGAGGCACGCCCAGCAAGUUGCCUUCUAGACGUGCUGGCUCCGAUUCGGAUCAUGACCAGAGCAGCGGCAGCAGUGCCGGCAGUCUCAGUGGCGGCGAAGAGCCCCUGCAGCUGAGCACGGCCACGCCCCCGCCUCUGCGGGCGGUCAACCUCAAGGCCGUGGGCACUCCGGAGGCUGGAAACAACAAGCGACGCUCGCAGGGCAACAUCAUUUGGUCGCCCGCGUCGAUGUGCGAGCAAAGAACGCCCCACGAGGUGGAGGACUAUGAGCCGGAGCAGGAGCAGGAGCCGUGCUAUGUGGAUCCCAUUGUGCGCAAGUUCAAGUAUGAACGGCGCACGACCUGUCAGGCGCGCUCGGCGAUCUCGGCGCUGCAAUCGCCGCUCUCAUCCCUCUCAGCGGCAGCUCCGCAUUCGGCGCCCGUUGCCCGUUCCCCCGGCAACGCCGAUCUGGAUUUUGAGGCAGCGCAACAGCAGCUGUACGCGCAUCGCAAUGCCUUCAUGGCUGGCCUGACAGGCAACAAUUUGGAGCUGUUGACGCAACAUUUGAAGGCAACGGCCACACAACGGGAGCUCGGCCUUAACGCCAAAGUGGAGAGCGAACAGCAGCAGCAACAUCAUCAGCAUCAUCAGCAUCAGCAGCAGCAGCAGCAGCAGCAGCAGCAGGAGAGUCGCUCGGCUGCGGCGCUCAUGGGGCUGGUGGCUGCUGCCGAGUUCGGCUAUAUGCGUAAUCAACACCAGCAACAACACACGACGCAGUCGCAGCAGCAGUUGCAGGCACAACAGCAGCAGCAGCAGCAGCAGCAACAACAACAACAACUGCCCCAGCCACAUCAACAUCCUGAUUCAACGGCCAUCAUCAUUGGCAACUGCACAGAUGUCGCGCGUCGUUCGUCCUCGUCGUCCUCAUACCAAGGCGAGUGCGAGGAGAAACGCAGCGCCAGAAAUUUUCAGUGUAAGCAAUGCGGCAAGUCGUUCAAGCGCUCCUCCACACUAUCCACACACUUGCUCAUACACAGUGAUACGAGACCCUAUCCCUGCCAGUAUUGUGGCAAGCGGUUCCAUCAGAAGUCGGAUAUGAAGAAGCACACAUAUAUCCAUACGGGGGAGAAGCCGCACAAGUGCACAGUGUGCCUGAAAGCCUUCAGCCAGAGCUCCAACCUGAUCACACACAUGCGGAAGCACACCGGCUACAAGCCCUUCGGCUGCGGCCUCUGCGAUCAGUCCUUCCAGCGCAAGGUCGACCUGAGGCGUCAUCGGGAGAGUCGUCAUGACGAGCCGCCCCCAGCCCCAAUGGGGCCCAUGACGCCCAGCCCCAUCAUCAAGAUGGAGGUAAGCAGCAGCAGCUGCUGA